CUCCAUCCAUUACCAACUACUACUACUCCUACUCUAGCUACUGAAGACUGCGGAGAGAAACUUUGAUCCUGCACAAUGAAGGUCCAGCUCAGAUCCUGCUGCUUUGCUCUGCUGAGCACUCGCUCAAUUCUGACAAGUACUGCUCAGCUACUCAAGCAUACACACCCACAAACACCCUUUUUCAGGGACCUCGUCAGUAGUAGUACACCACAAGACUUGCCCUUCACACAAUGGCUCACUGCACAAAAGAAUGUUUCCUUGGCAGGACUCUUUCGCAACAUCUAUGGUGUCGACUCGCCCUAUCCUGGUGUCGUCAUUGCAGCGCCACAAGACGGUGCAAACUACUAUUAUCAAUGGACUCGAGAUGCAGCGAUUGUGAUGAAGCCUGUAGUCAAGCUGUUUGCGGGCGGUAGGAAAGAUCUAGAGUCCUUGAUUAGGGCAUUCAUUGCGAAUACUGCAAAAUUGCAAAAAGUACCAAACCUCAGUGAUGGACUGACUGAAGGUGUGAGUCGUGGACUUGGCGAGCCAAAGUUCUACGUCAAUGGCACAGCAUUUAAUGAAGACUGGGGUCGUCCACAGCAUGAUGGUCCAGCGUUACGUGCUCUUGUCAUCAUGGAAGCACUGCGUCACUUUAAGGAUACAGCAUACGUGUCCGAGACACUUCAAAAUAUAGUCAAGCCAGAUGUGGAGUACGUUUCACGUACUUGGCAGGACGACAAAGGCUUUGAUCUUUGGGAAGAACAGCAAGGGUUGCACUUUUUCACUAACAUGGUGCAAUCUCGGUGUCUGCGAGAGGCUGUGGAAGUCUUUUGGCAGGCUGGUGAUACGGGUGCUUCAGAGUGGUAUCGAAUGCGGCAUCAAGAACUCGCAGUACAGAUUGAAGCGUUUUGGGAUUACACAAACGAAGGUACCUUCAAGUCGCACAUGUCGCUAAAGAGGAGUGGCAAAAAGACGGGUGUGGACUGCGGCAACCUAUUAGGUGUGCUGCAUGGUGCUGGUGGAACAGCACCGCUGUAUCGUCCGUCUAGUGCUAAAACAUUGGCAUCCUUGGUAUCGCUGGUGAAAUCCAUGCAGUCGCUAUACCCACUCAACAAGAAGUUGAAUGGUGUUGCUAUUGGUCGUUACCCGUCUGAUACCUAUGACGGACAUUCGACACAUUCACUGGGGAAUCCUUGGUUCCUGUGCACGUCGACAGUUGCAGAAGUCCUGUACCGUGCCAUGCGGGAGAUUGCGGCCGUCAAGCAAUUUCAGGUGAAUGAGAUUAAUGUCUAUUUCGCACAAAUGGUGGACAGCAAGCUGAAAUCAGGGCAGACUCUGAAAGACACAGAGCUGACGGACUUUCUAGACAAGAUGCAUCGAUUUGCAGAUUCGUUCUUGGAAGUGGAGCAGCAGUUUGUGACCAAGUCCCUGGGCAUGUCGGAGCAGUUUCACCGCGAGGAUGGCAAGCAGAUGGGUGCGCGUGAUUUGACGUGGAGCUAUGCUGCAUUUUGGAGUGCGGUGGAGGCGAGGGAGGGUGUGAGCAUAUGACCGCUGUAAGUACAAGUCAGUAUAAGUCACGUAAGUAUAAGUACAAGUAAGUCAAAG
Protomyces lactucae-debilis is the source of this 1584-nucleotide messenger RNA. RefSeq names its product Six-hairpin glycosidase-like protein. Gene Ontology annotation, cellular component: fungal-type vacuole. The transcript has 2 exons. The coding region runs from base 76 to 1527 and encodes 483 amino acids. The record is from RefSeq and is a predicted model, not a curated record. Gene Ontology annotation, biological process: polysaccharide metabolic process. Lineage: Eukaryota; Fungi; Ascomycota; Taphrinomycetes; Taphrinales; Protomycetaceae. Gene Ontology annotation, molecular function: glucan 1,4-alpha-glucosidase activity.